ACCUCAAAACGCCCCCAACUUUGUCUUCUCCUUCUUUCCUUCUUCAAAGUUGCUGACUACAGCGCUUCAAUGGCUACUGUUAGUAGCAGCAAUAACAACAGCAGUAUCGGUAACGGUGAGAUCAGUAGCGUAAGCGAGGGGCAGUGGAAAGCUGAAGAAGCUAUUGGCGGGAACGCCAAGUCUAUUCAAGCCUUGAGAGAACUUAUCGUUUUCCCUCUUCUCUACUCUUGUGAAGCAAAGAAACUUGGUCUCAAAUGGCCUCGUGGUUUGCUCCUAUAUGGUCCCCCAGGCACCGGGAAGACAAGCUUGGUACGUGCAAUUGUUCGAGAAUCCGGUGCCCAUUUAAUUAUUCUCAGUCCACAUUCUGUUCACAGAGCACAUGCUGGAGAAAGUGAGAAAAUUUUGCGGGAAGCUUUUUCAAAGGCAUCUUCGCAUGCAAGUUCAGGCAAACCAUCAGUUAUUUUCAUAGAUGAAAUAGAUGCUCUCUGCCCUCGACGUGAUUCAAGACGCGAGCAGGAUGUUCGUCUAGCUUCUCAGCUUCUUACACUGAUGGACUCCAAUAAACCCUCGCCAAGUUCUGUGCCACAAGUUGUGGUGGUUGCAUCAACUAACAGAGUGGACGCAAUCGACCCAGCUCUAAGAAGGUCAGGGCGUUUUGAUGACGAAGUUGAAGUUACCACACCUAAUGAAGAAGAAAGGUUUCAAAUUCUCAAGCUUUACACGAAGAAGGUUCCUUUGGAUCCCAGUGUUGACUUACAAGCUAUAGCUGCAUCUUGCAAUGGUUAUGUUGGAGCUGAUUUGGAAGCUUUAUGUCGCGAGGCAACCAUGCCCGCAGUUAAAAGGUCUACAGAUGCAGGUGAAAAUCUAGGUGCAGUUAGCUUAACAGUGGAAGACUGGACGCAUGCUAAGUCUGUCGUUGGCCCAAGCAUAACAAGAGGUGUAACAGUGGAUGUUCCGAAUGUGUCUUGGGAUGAUAUCGGAGGACUCAAAGAUUUGAAGAAAAAGCUCCAGCAAGCUGUUGAGUGGCCUAUAAAACAUUCAGCUGCCUUUGCAAGGCUUGGGAUAUCACCUAUGCGUGGAGUUCUUCUGCAUGGACCUCCUGGAUGCUCAAAAACGACUCUUGCUAAAGCUGCCGCUCAUGCUGCCCAAGCUUCUUUUUUCUCUUUGAGUGGUGCAGAGCUAUACUCUAUGUAUGUUGGAGAGGGUGAAUCUUUGUUGCGAAAUACAUUUCGUAGAGCGCGUCUGGCAGCACCAAGCAUAAUUUUCUUUGAUGAAGCUGAUGUUGUUGCUGCUAAACGUGGUGGGAGUUCGAAGAACAGUAGCGUUGUUGGAGAGAGGCUUCUAUCCACUUUACUGACUGAAAUGGAUGGUUUAGAACAGGCAAACGGGAUUCUCGUUUUAGCUGCUACCAAUCGACCUCAUGCAAUUGAUCCUGCACUCAUGCGACCUGGAAGAUUUGAUUUGGUGCUCUACGUACCACCACCCGAUAUGGAAGCUCGGUACGAGAUCCUCAGAGUACAUACACGCAACAUGAAAAUUGGGGAUGACGUUGAUCUGAGAAUAAUAGCAGAAGAUACAGAGCUCUUCACAGGAGCCGAAUUGGAGGGUUUGUGUCGGGAAGCUGGAAUAGUAGCUCUGAGGGAAAACAUAUCUGCCGCCAAAGUCGGCAAUCAGCAUUUCGAAACAGCGAAGAAAUCCCUAAAACCAGCACUAACAAGAGAUGAAAUUGAAUCUUAUUCAUCAUUUAUGAAGAACCAUGGCUUAAUGUCAUCCCCAGUCGCUGCCGCCAAGACGGAACCUAGUACCCGACGAGAAGCUGUUGGGCAAAAAAGUAGAAGUUCAUUGAGCCGGACAUUUCCGAUUGAAAUCGGUGUUCUGGGUGUCAUAUUACUUGUUGCUGGCAGAUAUAUAUUCAAGCAUAAUGAUUAAUGAGCAAACUCCAUAUGAUGCAGUGGUUACGUAAAAAUCAAUAGUAUGCUGAUGUCAUCUUAUAUAACCAGUUUGUAUUUUUUUUGUAACAUUUGUUAAUUUAUG
Hibiscus syriacus is the source of this 2034-nucleotide messenger RNA. Its product is annotated as cell division control protein 48 homolog B-like. Gene Ontology annotation, molecular function: ATP hydrolysis activity; ATP binding. The transcript has 12 exons. The coding region runs from base 70 to 1929 and encodes 619 amino acids. The record is from RefSeq and is a predicted model, not a curated record. Lineage: Eukaryota; Viridiplantae; Streptophyta; Magnoliopsida; Malvales; Malvaceae.